CUGGAUUUGAAAUAAAACCCGAAGUUCUCCCGCAAACAAAAAAAAGUUCAACAAUGUUGGAGGUAUCAGACGGUCGCGUAUCCCCUCCCCACCGGUACAACGGUGCUAAAUUCGCGAUCGCCUAGCUAAUUCAGAGACCGUCAUCAGUCCACUCAACAGCCUAGUCGUAUGUUCUGCUGCCGAUGAUUAAUCACUCCACAAUUGGAAAAUAUAGUGCCAAAUCCACCAAGUCCUAUUUAAGCUCAUACAUUCCCUCGUAUCCUCCUCGUCUACAAAAGCCUCAGAAGCUAUUUGCACUGCUAAUUAGCUUGAGAGAUCAAGUGAUGGCACGCGCUGCAGCCACCCUUCAGCUCCUGCUGGUCGCCGUGGUGGCAGCGAUGCUCCUCGCGGCGCCUCACGCCGCCGACGCGGCCAUCUCCUGCGGCCAGGUGAACUCCGCCCUCAGCCCUUGCAUCCUCUACGCGCGGGGCCUCGCCGGCGCCCCGUCAGCGGCUUGCUGCGGCGGCGUCAAGAGCCUCGCCGCGGCGACGAAGACCACUGCCGACAGGCGCGCCGCAUGCAGCUGCCUCAAGAUGGCCGCCGGCCGCAUGACCGGGCUCAACAACGGCAACACCGCCAACAUCCCGGCCAAGUGCGGCGUCAGCGUCCCCUACGGCAACAUCAGCGCCUCCGUCGACUGCUCCAAGGUCAAUUGAUCUGGAGAUCACUCGACGGUCGACGCCACACACGGCGUUUAGCCCGGUCCACCAUCGGUGCCGAGACAGCUGACUUGAGGUUAAGUAUGCGUGGUGUUUACUAAAUAAAAGCUUGGGCAGCAUGCACGGAUGGUACAUGGUACGUAAGUAUGUGCGGUUUGUAUACAUGUACGCUGUCUAGCUGUCGAUGGACGGUACCAGCGUUUACUUAAGAGUCUAUGUUCGGUUUGCCCCACUUCGAUCGAGCAGAAUGUUGUAGUUUGUGACAGCGUCAGCAGUGUUGAUGAAUAUACUUUCCCCGUCCUCAAAUAA
Molecule: messenger RNA, 1007 nt
Organism: Lolium perenne
Lineage: Eukaryota; Viridiplantae; Streptophyta; Magnoliopsida; Poales; Poaceae
Product: non-specific lipid-transfer protein 1-like
Biological process (GO): lipid transport
Molecular function (GO): lipid binding
Source: RefSeq, a predicted model, not a curated record